CUUUCUUCAAGCAUUCCUCAUUAUUGUUUCAAUUUUUCUUGCAGAUGGCCGACGCAACCCCUGACGCUUCGAGCAAUUUCGGGACACUCGCACUGGUGCUCACGCUCGCUGUGGCAGUGCUGGGUCUUGUCGGGUUCUACGUCCUUCAGCAGCGCUCAAAUGCGCUCAGCAAUCAAAGCGCCUUGGGCAUGGCAGCUUCACAAAAGAAACGGAACACGAUCGUUCUCACAGGCCCUAUGGGAGCCGGCAAAACCGCGCUCUACACGCAGCUAAAGUACAAGAAGCAGCAGCCGACGCAAACGUCGAUGGCUGUGAAUGCCAGCGAGGUGACGGUUGACUCGACGAGGGCGUUUCUGGUUGAUGUGCCGGGCCACCAAAAGUUUUUGUUCGACCGGGAUGCACAGCUGGCAGGUGCAAGGGGCGUGGUGUUUGUGGUGGACAGCGUGGCGGUCGCCGACAACGUCAGAGAGACUGCGGAGCAGCUGUACGAGGUUCUGGCGAACAGCAAGGUGCAGGAGCUGGAGACGCCUGUGCUUGUGGUGUGCAACAAGCAGGAUGAGAUGGCAGCCCUGACCAACACUCGUGUGCGGAAGCUGCUGGAGGACGAGAUUGACAACCUGAGGGGAUCGCGUCAGGCUGCUCUGGAUGCCCUGGGCGACACGGCCGAGGACGAUGCGCGGGCAGGCGAUUUCCUGGGCUAUGACGGCAAAAAGUUCUCGUUCGACGACAUACAGAACGACGUCCAGUUCAACGAGUGCGUGCUGGUGCAGGGCCACGACCUGGGCGGCGUCACGUACGUUGAGAGCUGGAUCGGCGAGGCUCUGUCAUAGUUUCCGGCUUAUUCACAGUGUUUUUUUUCUUUCAAAAAUGAAGAGCAGAGAAAAGGCUUUAGUUGUUGGCUGGGGUGAACGGUGGG
Molecule: messenger RNA, 916 nt
Organism: Linderina pennispora
Lineage: Eukaryota; Fungi; Kickxellomycota; Kickxellomycetes; Kickxellales; Kickxellaceae
Product: P-loop containing nucleoside triphosphate hydrolase protein
Exons: 1
Coding region: 45-830 (261 amino acids)
Biological process (GO): Golgi to plasma membrane protein transport; protein localization to organelle; intracellular protein transport
Cellular component (GO): Golgi apparatus
Molecular function (GO): GTP binding
Source: RefSeq, a predicted model, not a curated record